AUGGCUUCGAUGAUGCAGGCGCAGAAAGACCUGCGGCGUACAAGUUCGAAGCUGGGGAAACUGGAGUACCAAUCGGUUCCUACGCUCAGCGGAGACGAAGGCGCCAAGAAGCAGAAGAGCGACUUGGAGGGCUUCGCCGCAAUCUUUGGUGACAACAAGAUCCUGUCUAGCCUGCUGCUGUUUGUUCCACUGGGCUUUGCGGCGCAUCAGAUGGGAUGGAGUGCAAGCUACGUAUUCUCAUUCAACUUCUUUGCAAUUAUACCUCUUGCAUGGCUGAUCGGAAAGGCGACGGAGGAUGUUGCAGCAAGAAUCGGAGAAACAGCCGGCGGCUUGCUGAAUGCAACCUUUGGAAACGUCGUCGAGAUGCUGCUUUGCAUCGCUGGAAUUCGAAACAACGAGAUUAGCGUUGUCCAGUGCACGCUUCUAGGGUCAAUUCUGAGCAACCUCCUCCUAGUUAUGGGAUGCGCUUUCCUGUUUGGCGGCUUGUACUUCCCCAUUCAGCGGUACAACCAGGCUGGCGCGGCUACUCAGUGUUCUUUGAUGGCCUUGAGUGUUUUUGCAAUUGGCCUGCCAACAAUCUAUGUGAACGUGCUGAAGCAGGAGUCCGAAUGGGAGCACAUGGUGGAGGUCUCCCGAUGGGCAUCGGUAUUCCUGCUGGGGGUGUACUUCGCGUACCUCGUCUUCCAACUGAAAACGCAUGCAAGCCUCUUUCAG
Molecule: messenger RNA, 714 nt
Organism: Effrenium voratum
Lineage: Eukaryota; Dinophyceae; Suessiales; Symbiodiniaceae
Source: the annotation of a GenBank genome assembly